AGCUGUACUACCUGUCUCGCGAGAUUCUGCGAGGUGAUAAGUUGAAGAAACAUGGCGACGUCUAAUUUGUUAAAGAACAAGGGCUCCCUGCAGUUUGAGGACAAGUGGGAUCUGAUGCGUCCCAUCGUUCUCAAGCUGCUCAGACAGGAAGCCGUCACCAAGCAACAGUGGUUCGAUUUGUUCUCAGAUGUCCAUGCCGUGUGUCUAUGGGAUGAUAAAGGACCGGCCAAAAUCCACCAAGCCCUCAAAGAGGACAUCCUAGACUUCAUCAAACAAGCGCAGGCUCGGGUGCUGAGCCACCAGGACGACACCGCGCUGCUGAAGGCCUACAUCGUAGAGUGGAGGAAGUUCUUCACCCAGUGCGACAUCCUGCCCAAGCCCUUCUGUCAGCUGGAGAUCACGCUCAUGGGCAAACAGGGCAGCAACAAGAAAACUAACAUGGAGGACAGCAUCGUACGCAAGCUGAUGUUGGACACGUGGAACGAGUCCAUCUUUUCCAACAUUAAGAGCCGCCUGCAGGACAGCGCCAUGAAGCUGGUGCACGCCGAGAGGCAGGGCGAGGCCUUCGACUCGCAGCUCGUCAUCGGGGUGCGAGAGUCGUACGUGAACCUGUGCUCUAACCCAGAGGACAAGCUGCAGAUCUACAGGGAUAACUUUGAGAAAGCCUACCUGGACUCCACCGAGAGGUUUUACCGAACGCAAGCUCCGUCCUACCUGCAACAAAACGGCGUCCAGAACUACAUGAAAUACGCGGACGCAAAGCUGAGAGAAGAGGAGAAGAGAGCACUUAGAUAUCUCGAGACGCGUCGUGAAUGUAACUCUGUUCAAGCGCUGAUGGAGUGUUGUGUGAAUGCUCUGGUGACCUCGUUCAAAGAGACCAUCUUAGCCGAAUGCCCAGGGAUGAUCAAACGGAACGAGACGGACAAGCUGCACUUGAUGUUUUCACUGAUGGACAAGGUUCCCAGCGGGAUCGAGCCCAUGCUGAAAGACCUGGAAGACCACAUCCUCAAUGCUGGACUAGCAGACAUGGUGGCUGCUGCGGAGACUAUAACUACGGACUCUGAGAAGUACGUGGAGCAGUUGUUGACUUUGUUUAACCGCUUCAGUAAGCUGGUUAAAGAGGCCUUCCAUGACGACCCUCGCUUCCUCACGGCAAGAGAUAAGGCUUACAAGGCUGUUGUCAAUGACGCUACAAUCUUCAAACUGGAGCUGCCACUGAAACAGAAAGGUGUGGGUAUGAAGACUCAGCCAGAGUCAAAGUGUCCUGAGCUGCUGGCCAACUACUGUGACAUGCUGCUGAGGAAAACUACUCUCAGCAAGAAACUCACCUCAGAGGAAAUCGAGCUCAAACUCAAAGAAGUGCUCUUGGUGUUGAAAUACGUCCAGAAUAAAGACGUGUUCAUGCGUUACCACAAGGCUCACCUGACCAGGCGCCUGAUUCUGGACAUUUCGGCAGACAGCGAGAUUGAAGAGAACAUGGUGGAGUGGCUGAGAGAAGUAGGAAUGCCCGCCGAUUAUGUGAACAAGCUGGCCAGGAUGUUUCAGGACAUCAAGGUCUCAGAGGACCUCAAUCAGGUCUUCAAAGAGAUGCACAAACACAACAGGCUGGCACUGCCAGCGGAUAGCGUGAACAUUAAGAUCCUGAACGCCGGAGCGUGGUCCCGGAGCAGCGAGAAGGUUUUUGUCUCGCUGCCCACGGAGCUGGAGGACCUGAUCCCUGAGGUGGAAGACUUCUACAAGAGGAAUCACAGCGGACGCAAACUCCACUGGCACCACCUCAUGUCCAACGGCAUUAUCACCUUUAAAAAUGAGGUGGGCCAGUACGACCUGGAGGUGACGACGUUCCAGCUGGCCGUGUUGUUUGCCUGGAACCAGCGACCCAGAGAGAGAAUCACCUUCGAGAACCUCAAACUGGCCACAGAGCUGCCGGACGCAGAGCUACGCCGCACUCUCUGGUCUCUAGUUGCCUUCCCCAAGCUGAAGAGACAGGUGUUGUCUUAUGAGCCUCCCGUCAGCUCGCCCAAGGACUUCACAGACAGCACGCUCUUCUACGUCAACCAGGAGUUCUCACUCAUCAAAAACUCCAAAGUCCAGAAGCGAGGAAAGAUCAAUCUGAUUGGUCGGCUGCAGCUGACCACAGAGCGAAUGAGAGAAGAGGAGAAUGAAGGAAUCGUUCAGCUCAGAAUACUCAGAACUCAGGAGGCCAUCAUCCAGAUCAUGAAGAUGAGGAAGAGGAUCAGCAACGCCCAGCUGCAGACGGAGCUGGUGGAGAUCCUGAAGAACAUGUUUCUGCCUCAGAAGAAGAUGAUCAAGGAGCAGAUCGAGUGGCUCAUCGAGCACAAGUACAUAAAGAGGGACGAGACGGACCUCAACACCUUCAUCUACAUGGCCUAGGCACGGGCCGCGAGGGAGGGAGCGCUUUUUAUUUUUAUUUUUUAUUUUUAUUCGUGGCCUGCAAACGGGUGCUUUAAAAAGCCCUGCGAGAGGAGAAGGAACGAAAGCAUGUGUUGAAGAUGAGAAGAGGGCUAACGCUACGUAUGGGAGUGUGCUGAAGGACGAGGAAGAGCCUUUUUCAACAACCGUGUGGAUCUGUGUUUGUGUUUCGUGAGACGCCGGCGUGUUUAUUGACAGGAGAGUCGAGUCGUCGGACUGUCUGCGUGUCUCUGCUUCGCCUCGAGUGGCGAUCGGAGGGGAGGGGACGCCUUCCGCCAGCAGCCGAGACCAGGAAAAUAAAUAAUGACCUAAUUAAAUGAUCUUCUUGCCUACUUCCUGCCUUACUUUGUCAGCGACGGACUGCAGGGGAGGAACUGUGAGGAGGGAAAGGGGCGGACAAACGUUACAAGCUGAUAUCAAUCCUUUUGCUUUCACUUAAUGCCACAGCUGCCAUCUUGGCGGCAGCCAUGUUUGCAUCCCUCCUAUUCUACAUUUGAACUGGGAAUGCAAAAAAAGCCGCGAGUGAAAGCUGCCAUUGAGGAGGAGCGCACACGGAUGGAAAGAUUAGUCGAAACUACCGAGGAGUAUUUUGCCAAAUUGUGUGUGUGUGUGUGUGUGUGUGUGUGUGUUUGGGUGUGCAUCCGGUCUUUAUAGAUGUGUGUAUGUGUGUGCACUUUCGACAGCAUGCUGCUCUAUGAUUUAGUUUUGGAGGAUCUGUCACAUUUUGGUUGUGUCUGAGAAUGGUUGGGAAAUCAAGACCAGCCACCAUUUUAAAUGCUGAUAUUUUGUUAUUUUUUCUUUUUCUUAUCGCCUGUGGCAGGUCUGCCAGCAGGUAAACAAGUAUUGCCUGGAGAGCUCUGCAAACUGUUUAUUUGGCGUGUAAAGACCCGUGCUGUAAACAUUGUGAGGUUAAAGACCAGCUGAACGCCUCAGAGAGGGGACUUACAGUAAAAUAGAAACACAAAUACUUACUUAGACUAGAUGGGAGCUCCGUUACUCAACUUUCACCUCGUUAAUCCCUUAAGAGUGUCAGACUUCGCACAAUGUCCGUACCAGGACAAUGGUGUUUAACUUUAAAAUUAAAUUUACUUCAUUAAAGGGAUAGUUCAGAUGUUUCGAAGUGUAGUUGUCUGAGCCACUUCUCCAUAGUCCAUACUCCACCUAUCACAUCUAUAUCUGUUUAAUUCUACGCUUUAUUCAGAAUAUUUUCACAGCUUUACCUGGCUGUCAGACGGACCUUUACGACGGGGAACUGAAGCCGUUGUAUAUCUGCUCUCUUCAGAGCCUCCAGAACUCUUGUGACAAAAACACACAAUAUUGAGUUCCUAGCCCUUUCAAACUAGCCUUGUGAGAGCAUCCUGAUCUGGCGAGCUCCAGUUCUCCACUCCCAGAUCAGUCUGGCAUCUCGAGAUAAGAGAACAUUUGGAGCCAUUCGCCAAACGACCGACCAAUCAGCAUUGGUUUUGAGGCGGGUUUUAGGUGUGACGUAACGA
Messenger RNA from Perca flavescens (yellow perch), 3926 nucleotides. Its product is annotated as cullin-5. Gene Ontology annotation, cellular component: cullin-RING ubiquitin ligase complex. The transcript is spliced from 19 exons. NCBI's taxonomy places the organism in Eukaryota, Metazoa, Chordata, Actinopteri, Perciformes, Percidae. Gene Ontology annotation, biological process: ubiquitin-dependent protein catabolic process. The record is from RefSeq and is a predicted model, not a curated record. The coding region runs from base 52 to 2394 and encodes 780 amino acids. Gene Ontology annotation, molecular function: ubiquitin protein ligase binding.